Messenger RNA from Arachis ipaensis, 3075 nucleotides. RefSeq lists its product as uncharacterized. The record is from RefSeq and is a predicted model, not a curated record. NCBI's taxonomy places the organism in Eukaryota, Viridiplantae, Streptophyta, Magnoliopsida, Fabales, Fabaceae.
UAUUAUGAGCCAGAAAAGAUUGAAGGGUCAAGAAAACCAACCAAGAAAGGUGAUGGAGAAAGAAGACAUCUGCACCUGAUUGCAAAGAAAACUGAUAGGUUUUGGAAGUUCAAUGAACAAGCUGAUAGAUGGGUUGAAGUUGUGUUUCCUUAUGAUGAUCAUCUGGUAUCUGAAUUCAGCAACAAAGAAGGAGGAUUGAAUGAAGAACAGCAUGAAUUGUUUGAUGCUAAGCCCUUGGAUGUGGUUUUGCCACUGAGGAAGAGAAUUUCAUUGACCAGAAUGUCAGAUACAUCUAUUUGGGUCACUGGGGAAAGUGGUUCUAUAUAUGAGAGGUUUUGGAAUGGACUUGAAUGGGUUAUUGCCCCUCAUGACUUGCCAAUAGCAUCCGGCCGCGCAACCGCGGUAUUCAUCAUCAAUCACAUAAUUCUUGCUGCUUCUGAAGCAGGAAAUCUCUAUCAGAUGCAUGUGCAAUUUGGUGAAACCUCACAAACAGUUUGGUUGGAUGUCACACCUACACUCAAUCAAAUCACAAAUAAUGAUUCAAAGAAAAAUCCUUUGGUGUUAAUAAAGUCUGGAAUUGUGUCACAUGAUAGGCAGAGAAUUUAUUUCUGCACAAGGAAUGGAACACUGUUAGAACUUCUUGGGGUUGAGCCUCUAAGAUGGACAAAUCAUGGCCAACCAGCUGGAGCAAAUGUAGCAGCAAUAGCUGAAGUUGCUUCUGUAAGAGAAGUAGUGUAUACCAUAAGUUCUGCUGGAGAUCUUUAUGAAUAUGAUGAAAAAUCAAAACCAUCAUGGAAGAAGCACAUAUGGAAAGAAAGGACAGCACAAUUCGUGCCUUUAGUACCAUCUAAAGGGUGCACUCUAAGUGGACUGAGUGGUGAUUAUUCUGAAUCUCUGUUUCUUCUAAACAAGGAGGGUGAUUUGGUAGAGAGGAGACUGCAUCAGAGGAAGUGGAAAUGGAUGGUCCAUGGAAGUCCACCACAUCAAAAUUUGACAUCCAUUACGCCGGCUCUACAUGACGAAUCAAGUGAAACUUUCUUUUCCUUGUUCUUCACUGGUGCAGCUGGAUCAGUCUUUGAAUAUCAAAUGCCAAAACAAUUAGGUACAACUAAUCGAUUUCCAGGAACUUGGGAAAAUCAUCAGCACCCUUUACAUGCUAAAGUAGCAAGAGGUAUAAUUGGCUUGCCAUUACAAGCUGGCAGGAUACUGUUUCCACUAGAUGAUGGUAGACUUGCAGAAUUACAUCUAUUAGGACUAGGCGGCGAAAGUUCAGGACCGGCUUUACCACAAAACUUUAGAAGGAAAGCAUCAACUAAAUAUGUUUGGUCGAUAUUAGAUGUUCCAGAGAGCGAAGGAUGGAAUGCAGAAUAUUGCACAGAAGAACGCGGCCCCAGAAAUUGCCUUGCAGGACUAAAAGAUGAGUCAAUGGAUUCUGGAACAAGUUCAGUAACAGGUAGGAGAAAGCAAAGCCAGACACAGAAUUACUACUUAUCGCUCGGCACUUCAUUAGGCGAAGCGACUAAAUCUACAGAAGAUUAUAAUCUCCCUGAUGGCUGGACUAGUAGUAACUUCCGGCUUCGAUUGAUGUAUGAAGGAAAGUCAUUUUUCUUCAUAACAAAUGAUGGAUUAGUGUUUGAACACAUUUGUAUUGAGAAUGUUUGGGUGUGGCUGAAGCAUGAGAGUUCUACAGCUAUAGAAGGUAUAGUGGGAAACUAUAAUGGAAGCUUGUUCAUGGUUGAUACAUUUGGGAGUGUGCUUCUUAGAGAAUGGCAUGAAAAUGAGAUAGCAUUUCCAGCUAAAUCAAGGAAGGUUACAACAGAAGAUGCACUCUUCUUUGUGAGUAAAAAUGGAAGAUUACUGCAGUUCAUGGUUUUCAUGAGGAAGUUUAAAUGGAAAGAUUGCAAACAUCCUCCAAAUGCUAAAGUUGCAUGCAUUGUAGACCAGGAAUUGUUCAGGGAAAACAUAGUAUUUGUCACAGGAAGAAACGGUCGCCUAUAUCAGUAUAACAAAGUGACUGAUUUGUGGCAUGAGCAUUACCAAUCUCAGCAUUUGAUUCUAUCACAGUUUCCUGGAACAGUUAUUAGACCAUCACAGAAAUCGCUCUCAGGCUCACUUUUCAUGCUUUCAGUAGAAGGUGGCCUUGUUGAGUACCAAUGGAAUGCAGGGAGUGGAUGGAACUGGAUAGAACAUGGAACACCCGAUAAAGGCGCAAAACUAAUUGGUUCAACUGGUCCUAGCUUUGAGGGUACUCAACUACUUUUGAUUGGUUCAGAUGGAAAAGUGUACCUGAGAUACAUGGACAAAAAUGGUGCAUGGAAGUGGAAGGACUUUGGUUUCCCUUCAAUGGGAAGUGAAAUGGUUGAGGCGAAUCGACCAAGACAAAGUGGACUCAAUGAUGGAAAGGUAGUUUGCAAUGAUGAAUAUUCUAUGCAUGGCUUGAAGAAAGAUCAGAACAACCUUUCUGAUCAAAUGUCUAAAUGUGAUCCUAAGGUUUCAUCUACAAGACCAAUUCCAUUUUCUGAAGGUUCUGUUAUAUUUGAGCUCAGAGAUGGCAGGAUAAAAGAAAACGAAGGGAGUUCAUUUAAUAUAUGGCUGACGAGUGACGACACGACUAAUGGCAGUUGGCAGAACUACAGCUUGUGGAGGAGACAGAAUGGGUUUGGUCAAGGACCAUUGGAACUCCAGCCAGUUCAUGCUUAGAAAAUUAUUGGAUCACUGUAGCAUCCUCAUAAUAUUGAAAGAAAAAGGUGAAAGUUAUGCUAACAAAUAUGAAAGAAAUAGUGAGUAGUGACAACUAUUAUGCUAACAAAAAUGGUGAAAGAAAAGGUACUAGUUAGCAACACUUGAAGAUGAAGUAGCUAUUUCCUUUAAGAGGCUGAAUAGGUAGUGUUAGUAUUUGAGGUACAAUACAAAGCCCUGUGGAGAUGAGCUAUGAUAGCUUACUUGUAAGUUGUAACAUAGAUGUAAAAGGAAAAUAAUAAUAUAUAUUUGUACAGCCAAAAUAGUACAUUGAAUAAGAGCAUGCACAAAACAAUCCUUUCAUUGUAUAUAAUCUAUUAAUGCUACAAAGAAAUU